Beta vulgaris subsp. vulgaris (sugar beet) is the source of this 2337-nucleotide messenger RNA. Its product is annotated as cationic amino acid transporter 1. The transcript is spliced from 3 exons. Gene Ontology annotation, molecular function: L-glutamate transmembrane transporter activity; L-lysine transmembrane transporter activity. The coding region runs from base 73 to 1938 and encodes 621 amino acids. The record is from RefSeq and is a predicted model, not a curated record. Gene Ontology annotation, biological process: transmembrane transport; amino acid transport. Gene Ontology annotation, cellular component: plasma membrane. Lineage: Eukaryota; Viridiplantae; Streptophyta; Magnoliopsida; Caryophyllales; Amaranthaceae.
CACUGCAUGACAAUUGUGACUUUUACAUUACGAUAUAUAAAACCCUCCUUCAAUUCUUGAUAGACAAAUACAAUGACAGGAUCACUGAGUGAAAGCGGAGGAGGAGGAGGAGGAGGAGGAGGAGCUAAUACGAUGCGGCGUCGAAGCCGUGGUUGUACAAAAGAUGAUUUCCUACCGGAAAAAUCCUUUCAAAGCUGGUCCAACUACAUGACGGCUCUCAAGGAUACUCCUGCACGAUUCAAGAACCGGCUUCUCACACGGUCUCUCGAUGAUACGGAACUCCAUCAAGUUAAGGCUCAAAGCCAUCAUGAAAUGAAGAGAUCAUUGUCUUGGUGGGAUCUUAUUUGGUUUGGCGUUGGCGCUGUCAUCGGUGCUGGAAUCUUUGUUCUUACGGGACAAGAGGCUAAUCAACAUGCUGGCUCUGCUGUCGUUUUAUCUUAUGCUAUUUCUGGUGUCUCUGCUAUGCUCUCUGUUUUUUGUUACACCGAGUUUGCCGUUGAGAUCCCUGUUGCAGGUGGUUCAUUCGCGUAUCUAAGAGUGGAAUUAGGAGACUUCAUGGCUUUCAUCGCAGCUGGAAACAUCAUUCUAGAAUAUGUCAUCAGUGGAGCAGCGGUUGCACGGUCAUGGACAUCAUACUUCGCCACACUCUGCAACCAAGAACCGCAAACGUUUCGUAUCACAGCUCACAACUUAAGCCCCGACUACAGCCACCUCGAUCCAAUCGCAGUGGUUGUCAUCAUAGUAAUCUGCAUUGUUUCAGUCUACAGUGUAAAAGGGUCUUCCCGCCUCAACUACGUUUCAUCCAUCAUACAUGUCAUUAUCAUUAUCUUCAUCAUCAUCGCGGGUCUUACUCACGCCGAUACCAAGAACUUGGCCUACUUUGCAACUGAGCCCAAUGGAUUCCGUGGGAUUUUUCAGGCUUCCGCGGUGCUCUUCUUUGCCUAUGUUGGGUUUGAUGCAGUAUCGACGAUGGCGGAGGAGACGAAGAAUCCAGGAAAGGAUAUUCCUAUUGGGUUGAUUGGUUCCAUGACUAUUGUUACCUUUGCUUAUUGUGUAAUGGCUCUCACACUCUGCCUCAUGGUACCCUACAAUCAAAUCGACAAGGAUGCUCCUUUUACCUUAGCCUUUGAGAAGGUAGGAAUGAAGUGGGCGAAAUAUAUUGUAGCUGUUGGUGCACUAAAAGGCAUGACUACCGUGUUAUUAGUGACAGUCAUAGGCCAAGCUCGCUACUUGACUCACAUUGCACGGACACACAUGAUGCCUCCAUGGCUUGCUCAAGUGAACGAGAAAUUAGGCACCCCAGUAAACGCUACCGUGGUCAUGAUGAUUGCAACCGCGAUAAUUGCCUUCUUCACAAACCUUGACAUCUUAUCUAACCUCCUCUCCAUUUCCACAUUGUUCAUCUUCAUGUUAGUAGCCGUAGCCCUACUAGUUCGAAGGUACUACGCAAGUGGCGUAACUACAACAAGGGACCGUAACAAGUUUAUCACUUGCGUCGUGCUCAUCCUGGGCUCUUCAAUAGCAACUGCUGCAUACUGGGGUUCCACACAUACCGGUUGGAUAGCGUACGCUGUUACUGGUCCGACUUGGUUCAUAGGAACGUUAGGACUACAAUUAUUCGUCCCACAAGCGAGGGAACCUAAAGUUUGGGGUGUACCGUUGGUUCCUUGGCUGCCAUCCGCGUCUAUUGCUGUCAACAUUUUUCUGCUCGGCUCAAUCGACAAGGACUCGUUCAUCAGAUUUGGUAUAUGGACAUGCCUUCUAAUGGUCUAUUACUUUCUUUUCGGAUUGCAUGCAUCUUAUGACACUGCAAUGGAGAUGGCAAAGUUGGGUGAUAAUGGUGAUAAUGUCAUGGAAUUAGGCGAGGUUGAAGAACACAAGUCUAGUGCUACUCAUGGAGAUGUAGAAGGUAGCAGUGGAAACAUUGAUAAUAUAUAAUUUCCGCAAGAGUUCGUUUGGUUCACUAUUUUUAGGGUUCAAGAAACGGAAUCAAUUACCGAUACCCUUUCUUCAUGUUUGGUUCAUUCCUUAUCAAUCCAUUACCAUUACUUGGUGGUAAUAGACUCCCCCAAUUUGUUACCUCCCCUCCCCCUCAAGUAACAAAAUCCAUUAGUUGGUGGUAAUAGUUACCAUUCCAUUUUCAUUCCAUGGCUUGAACCAAACACCCAACAAAUGUAAUCAUUUUUAUUACCAUUUCCCUUCUUUAUUUGUUUUCAUUCCCUUUCCAUUUCAUAUCUUGAACCACACGAUCCCUAAAUGUAUAUAAGGGGCACUAAGAGAUUGUGCAGCUGCUACUUAGUUUUUGAUUGGGUGAAUUGCAUUCUUUUCUUUUUAUCA